UUCAGCAAGAAAGGACAUGCUUCGGAAUUUUAUUCCAUCGUACAGUUCAACGACAAGAAGAUUGAAAACUGCAACACAGUGAUGAAACCUGGACGUCUAUUUUCCCAGAAGUUUCAAAGUUACUUAAUUUAACUUUACAAAGGAUUUAUUUGUAAUAUUUUUUAUUUCCAAUAUUUUUCCAGUGAAUGAGAAGGAGCAAUCUCAACAUUUGAAGAAAUUGUACUUGGAUUUUAAUUAAUUUGAAGGACAAUGUUCCUUAUUUCUGAAAUUUGCUACCGUCUAGAUUUGUGAACAUGAACAACUAAUAUUCUUGGAAGAAAGGAAUGACAUACUGAUAAGUGGAACUGGCUUACUGAACUAUGAACAUUUCAAAUAAUGUGGACCCAAGUGAAGGGAAAGACUAGAUUUAUAAACCAUCUGAGGAUUUACUACAGCUAUAACAAAGGUACAGACUUACUGAGGAAUUUUCUAAUUAUAAAUAAUUAAGUUGUCAUUAUGAUGGCAAAUUCCAAUUGUACUAUUCAAGACUCCUUUAAAUAUACUUUAUAUGGCUGUGUGUUUAGUAUGGUAUUUGUCCUUGGUUUAAUAUCAAACUGUGUUGCUAUUUACAUCUUUACGUGCACACUAAAAAUCAGAAAUGAAACUACAACUUACAUGCUUAAUUUAGCAAUAUCAGAUCUCCUUUUUGUGUUUACAUUACCAUUCAGAAUUUACUCUUUUGCAUCAAAAGACUGGCCAUUUGGAGAUGUUCUAUGCAAGAUUUCUGUCACACUAUUUUAUACAAACAUGUAUGGGAGCAUUUUGUUUUUAACCAGUAUCAGUGUUGACCGUUUUUUAGCAAUUGUAUAUCCAUUUUGGUCAAAGACAAUCAGAACAAAAAGAAAUGCAAAGAUCGUCUGCAUUAUAAUUUGGAUAAUUGUGACAACAGGAAGCAUACCAGCAAGUUUCUUUCAAUCCACCAAUGCCCGUGUUAGUACUGAAGGAUGGACACACAAUACAUGCUUUGAAAACUUUUCUGAAAAAACUUGGAAAACCUAUCUUUCAAGAAUUAUUAUUUUCAUUGAAACUGUAGGCUUUUUUAUUCCUCUCAUACUGAAUGUGACAUGCUCUGCAAUAGUCAUAAGGACAUUAAAUAAGCCAAUUACACUGACCAGGAAUAAAUUAAGUAAAAAAAAAGUUCUACGAAUGAUACUCGUUCACUUACUGAUUUUCUGUUUCUGUUUUGUUCCGUAUAACAUCACCCUAAUAUUUUAUGCUCUCAUGAGAACCCAAGCAUGGAUUAAUUGUUCAAUUGUUACUGCUGUUAGAGUUAUGUAUCCAAUCACUCUGUGUAUUGCUGUUUCAAACUGUUGUUUUGACCCUAUAGUAUAUUAUUUUAUUUCAAGCAGCAUUCAAAAUUCAAUAAAAAUGAAACCAUCAACUAGAAGACAGAGACUUUCUGAAACUCAACUUUCUGAUACUCAAGUUCGAUCCCAAGCAUUAAAAGCAAGAGUACUGGACAUUGAAUCUACUAUAUAAAUGGUGUUGACAGUUAGAAAAUAAACUAUAACUAUUCUUUUUCUACAAAUAUAAAUGGUUAUAUUGAUUUUAAAAGUUGUGAACACUAUUUUUAAUCUGUAAACUGUUGUUUCAUAAAAUUUAUAUUAUCAAAAUGAAAAAUAU
This is a messenger RNA of Notechis scutatus (mainland tiger snake), 1662 nucleotides long. RefSeq names its product lysophosphatidic acid receptor 6 (gene LPAR6). The record is from RefSeq and is a predicted model, not a curated record. Gene Ontology annotation, cellular component: plasma membrane. Gene Ontology annotation, molecular function: lysophosphatidic acid receptor activity. Lineage: Eukaryota; Metazoa; Chordata; Lepidosauria; Squamata; Elapidae. Gene Ontology annotation, biological process: positive regulation of Rho protein signal transduction; phospholipase C-activating G protein-coupled receptor signaling pathway.